Messenger RNA from Aspergillus wentii DTO 134E9, 1371 nucleotides. RefSeq names its product camp independent regulatory protein. The coding region runs from base 1 to 1371 and encodes 456 amino acids. NCBI's taxonomy places the organism in Eukaryota, Fungi, Ascomycota, Eurotiomycetes, Eurotiales, Aspergillaceae. Gene Ontology annotation, molecular function: DNA binding. The record is from RefSeq and is a predicted model, not a curated record. The transcript has a single exon.
AUGGAGACGUAUCACGGCCACGUCCGCACUCCUGCGGACGCUAUCAUCUUGUUCGAGGCUUGUCGCAUCGGUCUCUUGCCUCGUGUCCAGCGUCGACUGUCAGAGAAAGAACGCCAAUCUAUCCGGUCCGGUUCGGUAUUCGUCUGGGAUGAGCGGGAAGCGGGGAUGCGGAGAUGGACGGAUGGGAAGUCGUGGAGUGCCAGUCGGGUCUCGGGCAGCUUUCUAACAUAUCGUGAGAUGGAGGGCAAGCGGGGAGGAGGCGGCGUCGCACAAUCUGCCGUGUCCAGGGCUGGAAAGACACCGGAGAGCACGCGGGGCAGUGAUGACGACCGCGGGGAUGGGGGCGAUGAGGGCCCCGACGGCUACCGGUAUAAGCCUGACGGGCUGAUGAAACAGUCGUUCAGUAUUACCACAUCGGCCGGUCAGCAUCUGCAUCUCAUCAGCUAUUACUCGAGAUCUCACCCAUCCGCCGCAAACCUCCAGCAACCCUCCACCGACCCAGCUCUGCGAAACGUCCGACCCCAGAAAGGUCUGUACCCCGAGUCGACCGUCAAUGACCAGCAGAACCUCCCCGUCGUGACUCGUGGGCCCAUGGCUGGAGCUACCUAUCCGAUUACUCCCCAUCCCAUUGGAAGCUACCCGCGUUCAGGCGCUACACAUCCUCAGUCAUAUACUCCACCGUAUGCGUGGCCUCCAACACCGCUGGCGACACCGCCUGUUCCCGUCCCGUACGGUGGUGCCUCCUACCUCCCUCCUGUGUCCGCUACCAAUGGCCAGGUGCCAUAUGCUCAACAGCCUCAUCCUGCAUUGCCUCCGCCGCCUCCGCCUCAGCCUGGCUUGGCUUACGAUCGUCCCGUACACCACCAGGUCGAGCCCACACUGCCGCCGGCUAUGCACGCACCCGCAGGACAAUCCACACAUCUGCCUGUCAUGGCUGGUCGCUCUCCCCGGUUAAUCGCCGAAGCUCAUGAAGUGCGCCAACGGAGUCCUCCCAGUUAUGGAGGAGGCGUCCACCCUCGCAUGCUAUCCCCACGAAGACAGCCUCAUGCCAUCCCGCCACCAAGCAAUGGACUGGAACCUGCGAUGCGCAGCCCUCAUUUGCUCAAGCAGGCACCUCCGAGCUCGGUGCACCUUAGCCCAGCCACUGCGAUUAAGCAGGAACCGCCAAGCUCCAACACCGUCCCCAGCAUAGGAGCUCUGAUGAACGGUGCACCCCUGCCUUCCAUCUCCGCCGGACCCGAAGCCCCUCGACUGGGCGGCAGUCCCGGAGCUGCCGCUGAAGGGCCUCGGGAUAUCCCGAGCGAGAAGAUCGGGUUCGGAGGCGAGGACAUGCGAGCACUGCGACAACUGGACCGAGUUUUCACAGCGUGA